UCUGAUGAGAGCCGACAAACUGAGACAGUUCUUUCGUUUAUGGCCGAUAACACUACUUUACACGGUGCCCGAUUUCUCCUCGGUAGAAACGCUGUCAGAAGAUGGUUAUGGACAUUGGCUAUAUUUUUAUGUUUUGGCUUUUGUGUCUAUCAAGUUUAUGUUUCCAUGGUUGAAUUUGCAAAUUAUGAAUUCUCCACGAAAAUAACGACGAAGAUACCGUCUAAGUUAGAGAACGUUUCUUUUCCAGCCGUAACACUUUGUAAUUAUAACCACUUCAAUUUGCGAAGGUUUGAAAACACCGCACGGAAGACGUUUACAACCUGGAGCAAUGAAGAUGUUAAGCGAAAGCUUCAUAUUUACAAAAUAAUGCAAACAAGCCAUGGAAGACAUAUUUGGAGUAACAAGUCAUCCUUAGAGAGUAACCCUGAGUUGACCACGCGUCUUCGAGAUAAUGAAUCACACCUUGAUUAUCAAGUCCUCUUUAGUCAUCGCAUUGAAGAUAUGAUUCUUCCUAGCCCUCCAUUCAAAUCCUGCAACAUAAACGGUGAAGCCUGUGGACCGAAGGACUUCAAAACAUUUUCCAACCUAGCGUUUGGUCAAUGCUUCACAUUUAACUCCGGACAAGGCCAUUUUAAAGUAAGAAACGCCACUACGGAGGGUCAACUAAAUGGCUUGAAGCUGUUACUUAACAUAGAGAGAGACAGUUACCUGGAUAAUCCGAUAAGUCCAUUCGUUGGGCUGACAGUUUUGGUACAUGAUCAACAAAUGCUUCCUGUUAUGGAGCAGUUUGGCUUUGCCGUUCAACCAGGGGUCCGUACACUCUGCAACAUAAAAAGGAAAAAGGUUUGUUACCAACACGAAGCUCUGUUAAUCUAAGCAUAUCUCCAGAUGUUUUUGAGACACAAAUUGCAGAUUGUGCAAUUAAAGUGUAAAACCAAAGAGAUCAACAUUUCUCUUAAAGUUUUCAAUGCAGCAAGCGUUGCUCGAAGUUAAUUAAUUUUCUAUUUUCGCUGAAAUUGCGACUAGGCCUCGUCCACGCGUAUCCAGAUAAUUUUGAGGAUGGAGAUUUUUUCUUUGUCCUAAAAAAAAAAAAAGAAAAAAAAAGAAAGAAAAAACGCGUCCACACGUAGCGUAUUCGAAUCAUUUCGCCCGUAAACACAAAAACACCAAAAACAACCACUUAAUAAAAAUUAAGAAAGCCCUAACCCUAAACCUAAACCUAAAUUAAAAAUUAUCGUUAAAACGAACCCUUUAUUGUAUUAGAGAGGGCAAAAGCUAUUAUCCGCAUUAGGUGCGAUCAUUGAAUCAAUCAAAUCACGUUAUUUGUAUAUCUCAUACAGAUUAUAUCUUAAUAUCUCAUACAGAUAAUAAACCUGCCAAAGCCGUAUGCAACAAACUGCUCCGACAGAAAUCUGCACAUGCUAAGAAAUAGCAGUUACAAGUAUUCUCAGCCCGCCUGUAUGCUGGAAUGUUUGAACAAGCUAUUUAUAAAAAUAUGCAGUUGCCGCCUCUUACAAUAUAAAGGUAAGAAUUAAGAGCCGUUUCAGAGGGAGAGUUCAUCUUCAAAAUCCUUCUAAACAGACGAAUAAUCAGAUGCAUUGAGUCAGACGCAUUAUUCAUCUAAAAUGACAGUCGUCCCGUUUUCAUAUUAAGACGGAUUUUCCUCUCACACCACAGUUAACCGCGGCAGGAUUAGUUCAGUCGGUAGAGUGCUUGACUACAGAGCGCAAGGUCGUGGGGUCGUUUCCCGGGGCCGGACCAAUGCCUGCGGUCUUAAAAGAACUAAGAAACGAAGGUACUUCCUUUGCCCUGCAAGCGACUAGACCUUCGCUUUGAUUGGAUGACCGCGUAAAAUGACGGCCCCGUAUGCUGACAGAGACGUAAAAAUAGUGUCCUCAAUUGGUACUUUAAUUCGUGCUAAAUACAUUGACACCCAAAUAAAGUGCAUAUUUUGAGUAUGAAAACCGAAAAACAUCAAAGCUAAAAACAACAGCUUUUAUGCUGGGAGCUCCCUGACUGUGUCGUUCACAAACUGCCGCGACUGACUUAAUGAAUGUGUCGACUUCUUUAUUGACCAGUAAGAUCAAAAUCAUGCUAGAAAUGCUAUUGAAAGUUGAGCACCGUCAAGUCUAAAUCAUAUAUAACAAAGACGUCAGGCGGCAGAGCCAUUCCACACGGAUAACGGCCUUUUUCACACUGUAUUAGAGAGGGAUUCAUCACAAUCGAACCCCAACUCGUUUUAAAGCGUUUUGAGUUUGGAAAUAAGAGGAAAAUAAAUCAAAUCAGAGCAAAAAUAAUUUAAAAAACGCUCUGUGUUUUAGCCUUCCUCAGACUGAUUCGGACGUUCGCUUUUUAAAAUCCUGAGAAAACUGACAGUGUAAUUAUUUUGAACGGACUGUUGGUAUCACGUCAGCUUCAUGUUUUCGGCUGCAGUUUAACUGGAACUGCAAGCGAUACACCCCUAUCCUCGGUACCAGAUCACCCGGCAUCUGGUAUCCAUAAAAAUAUUAUAUAUAUGCUUAAAAAUAUGACGCUCUUCUAGCAAAAUAAAUAAUAUAUACUUAACAGCAUGAUUAAAAUAUUCUUUACAGAUGAAGAUACUUUAGUCUGUGCCCCCAACGACACACUACUUUGUAUAUUUCCCGUCUACGGUGAGUGCCUACUUGUGCAUGAUAACAAAUUAUAGUUAGUCACAAAAGUGUUCCCGUUAAGUAUCAAAUUCAACGACGGAAGACGAAAGAAUCCAAUCAAAUUUAGAGCAAUAGAAAUUCUGAUUCAAGAACACAAACGGUUACACUCAUCCAAUCAGUGCUUAACAAUAUGGUGCUCUAUUCCAAAAAACUCUCCCUAGUUGAGUAAAACAAAGAUGUUUCAUUCACCGUUCAUUGAAAAUUGGCCACUUAUACUGUAUAUGUGCAGACCCCAAAAUAUUUCUAUCUAAUAAUGUUUUUGGUUUUUGAUACUGCUAUGUAAGAUCGCGUCUCGAUCACAUUCUGUCUACCCCAACGUAAAAACAAUGACUUAGAAAAUUGACUGUUUUUAGAAACCCCAUUAAAGUACUACCUGAAAUGAUGCACCUUGGGAACCUGAGGCUUCACUGUUAUAAUACAACUACAAAAUUUAAAAAGUUUAUCAGCUUCAUAAAACUGGAGAUUACGAGUCAACUUGAAAUGAUAAGCAGCAAGGUUAAAAAUAACAAUAAUAAUAAUAAUAAUAAUAAUAAUAAUAAUAAUAAAAAGAUUUUGGUCAACAGGGAAAAAAUUGAUUCAGUGGAUAACGGCUAUUUACGAGGCCGACUAAGGAUUUCAUUACCCUGAGAAAUAACUGUCCCUUCGUUCUCUCUAUGCAUGCAAAAAUAAUUGCACAAAAGUCAGUCGACUAGUAUUGUGAUUAACACACAGUCAAUGUUUCAUGAAUUAAUUAAGAAUCCCCAAAUAAUCCAUAUUUUUAAUUUGAAAUGUUACUUAUAUACAGAGACGUUUGGUGCAUCCGCGGAGAAGAAAAAUUGUGAAGAGAGCUGCCAGCAGCCGUGCACCGACACAGAAUAUGAAACAUCUUUGUCAUAUGCAACCUUGCAGAAGAAUGGUUUGAUCAACAAACUUAAUUCCGCUGCUAGGACAGUUAAACUCUACAAACAUUUCUUAAACAAGUCCGAGUCCAAAAAAGAAAAAUACCUUAAGUAA
Messenger RNA from Porites evermanni, 3683 nucleotides. Lineage: Eukaryota; Metazoa; Cnidaria; Anthozoa; Scleractinia; Poritidae. The record is from the annotation of a GenBank genome assembly.